GCAACAGGAAUGCAGAGUCUUGCAGACCCUCCUCAUCUUCUUUUCCUUCCUCUCCCUGCCGUUCCACCCACCUCUUGGCACUCUCCACCCUCUCCACGAAACCACCACCCGCUCCCCCCAACGCCCAGGAAAAGCCGCCGCGCGGCCGAGAACCCGGUCGCGGACCCCAGGCCGGAGGACGGAAUGGCCGCCCGGAAGCGCCCGCUCCCGCCGCCCGCCUCCGACGACGACGACUCGCACGGCCACGUCGGGGUCCGCCGCGGCGGAACCAACCGCGGCGGAGGCGCGGCCUCGCAUGGGUCGUCGGACGGAGAACUCGCUGCGCGUCAGGCGAGGGCGCCGCCCCGGGAGCCGCGCUACGGCGGUGAGAACGAGUAAGCCUUCGCUUUCGAUGCGUAUGAUCCGUCCGUGCUUGAUUGGCUCCGCAGAUCCCGACACGGAGGGCGGGCGUGGAGGAGACGGAAGCGGCAACCACAGCGAGUCAUCUACGAGCUCCGGCGACGAGAACGAGUUUAUACUAGUGAAAUUAGCUGAAAUCCGGAAGGAAGUCCAGUGCCCUAUUUGUUUAGGAAUUAUCCGAAAGACAAGAACGGUUAUGGAAUGUUUGCACCGAUUCUGCAGGGAUUGCAUUGAUAAAUCUAUGCGGCUCGGAAAUAAUGAGUGCCCGGCAUGCCGCACUCAUUGUGCAAGCAGGCGUUCUUUAAGGGACGAUCCUAAUUAUGAUGCACUGAUUGCAACCUUAUACCCCGAUAUUGACAAGUAUGAGGAAGAGGAAUUUGCUUUCAGUGAAGAGGAAAAGACUCGGAAUAAGAAGAUUCAAGCAACCAUUGAGGAAACGAUUCGAAAACAGUCAGAGGCCAUAGGUAAGAAAUGUUCCACAGCAAAAGCCACUGCCACUGCUUUUGCAAGGAAGUACAGAAGAAAUAUGCGAACACGUGGGAGAGGUAGAACUGUUGCUCGUGAUAUUGUCCUUACUGUCUCCGACAAUGAGGAUAGAGAAGAAGUAAAUGCUAAUGAUGCCAGCAAAGAGUCGUCUUCUGCUGAUAACCACUCUCCAGAUUUAAAGCAGAAAAGAGGUAGAAAGAGGCCUCCACCACUACCUUCUCCUGAUAGAAUCAUUGCCAGUAGUGACCAUGGAUCUGAGGAGAAUGGUGAACCAGUAUCUGUUAAAGAAAAUUUCACAAGCUCUCCAUUGCGGGGGGAGAUGCUUGCAUGGGGAAAAAAUGGCACACGUAGCCAAAUUCGACAUGGCAAUGUUGGUGGCUUAAAUUGCAGACUGGGAAAGGGCGGACGUGUUGCGAAGUUGGUGGAGCACCUCCGUACAACUGAUGAAAUGGAUAAAGAGUUCAACUUGUAUCUUGUUCUCCUUCCUCUUGAUGGAAAAGCAACACCUGAAUUGGAAAAGCCCUAUCUAAGUUGUCGACCAACUGUAUCAAUUCGACACCUCGUACAGCUAAUUGCUCUCCAGUUGUCUCGGCAAGUUGAAGAACUUGAGAUCUAUAUGAGGAUGGACCUUCACAAUAGAGGUGUUGCAACAGACUCAAGUUCUGCUGAGACAAAUCCGCGGCUAUUUGAUGGCUUGGAAAGAUUGAGUGGAGAUAAGCUUCUUUCUGAUCUUGGCCUGUCAUUUGCCUCUGGUCGCAACGAUGUGGAACUGUUAUAUGCUUUGAAAACUCAAGACUAGAUCACUUUUGUGGCGGCACUUUUCAUCAUCUGCUGGUAUUAUGUUGGGUCUGCUUCUGGAUAAGGGCUGUCUGUGAAAAGCACUGGAUGUGCAAAAUGGUAGAUCCUUUUUUUCCUAUGAGUUAUUGUUUAGAUUGGUGUACUUUCUUUGUAACAUAUAGCUAGAUCUGUAUGGUGUUAGUACCGUUGGGUCAAUAAUAUCAGUGAUAGUUUUAAAUUAGUAAAAUUAUACGCGGUCUCUUAUUGGUUAAUCAUUGAGUCGUGUUCAUUUAUACCAGCUCGUGGGAUCAUAGAAAAUUGGAAGCUAAUAUUGAUACAGAAGGCAUUCGUUGUUUUGUU
This is a messenger RNA of Lolium perenne, 2022 nucleotides long. RefSeq names its product putative E3 ubiquitin-protein ligase RING1a. The record is from RefSeq and is a predicted model, not a curated record. Lineage: Eukaryota; Viridiplantae; Streptophyta; Magnoliopsida; Poales; Poaceae.